Aspergillus mulundensis is the source of this 612-nucleotide messenger RNA. RefSeq lists its product as uncharacterized. The record is from RefSeq and is a predicted model, not a curated record. The transcript has 4 exons. The coding region runs from base 1 to 612 and encodes 203 amino acids. Lineage: Eukaryota; Fungi; Ascomycota; Eurotiomycetes; Eurotiales; Aspergillaceae.
AUGGCCCCAUCAGACAUCAGCAUCCGGAACUUAACCGGCGACUGGGCGAUCGACAAGACAAAAUCAAAGAACAUCGACGGCGCGCUCAAACUGCAAGGCAUCGGCUGGCUCCGCCGCAAAGCCGUAACAUCGGGCACCAUCACGCUCAAAACCACACACUCGGAUAACAGCCUGAUGAUGCAGCAAGGCCUGCGCGGGAUCUUCCCAGGCGUCGAGCAGACCCGCUCCCUAGACUGGAGCGAGCACGAGCACGUCGACGCCGUGUCCGGGGCUGCGAUCAAAGUGCGCAGUCGGUUUGUGCCGGGUGUUUUGGAGGGGGAGAAGGUCAAGCCUGUUUUGCAGGUUGAGACCCCGACGGCGACAGGGAAGAGGGGUGAGGUUGAGGAGUACCUUGGUGCUGCGGUUUCUGCGCCGGGUCAGAGUGAUGAGACGAGGGAGAAGGCGUUUGUGCAGGAUUUUAUUGUUUGUGAGAGUGGGGGGUGGACGGCGGAGCAGAUCUGGGCCGUCGAGACUAUCGGGGAUGGACUGUUUCUGACGUGCAGGGCUGUUGCGGCGAAGGGGGAUGCCAUUGAGCAGGCGUAUCAGGUGUAUCAGUAUGAAGAGCAGAAGUAG